Molecule: messenger RNA, 1865 nt
Organism: Miniopterus natalensis
Lineage: Eukaryota; Metazoa; Chordata; Mammalia; Chiroptera; Miniopteridae
Gene: NUDT18
Product: nudix hydrolase 18
Molecular function (GO): 8-oxo-GDP phosphatase activity; 8-oxo-dGDP phosphatase activity
Source: RefSeq, a predicted model, not a curated record
GACUCGGAGCCGGCCGGGGAGCUGCGGGCACCCGCGCGGCUGCGGCGGAACGUCUGCUACGUGGUGCUGGCCGUGUUCCUCAACGAGCAGGAUGAGGUGCUACUGAUCCAGGAGGCCAAGAAAGAGUGCCGUGGGUCGUGGUACCUGCCCGCGGGGAGAAUGGAGCCUGGGGAGACCAUUGUGGAGGCGCUGCAGCGGGAGGUGAAGGAGGAGGCUGGGCUGCACUGUGAACCUCUGACAUUGCUGUCUGUGGAGGAGCGGGGUCCCUCCUGGAUCCGCUUUGUGUUCCUUGCUCACCCCACAGGUGGAGUUCUCAAGACUUCCAAGGAGGCAGAUGCAGAGUCCCUGCAGGCUGGCUGGUACCCACGAACCUCCCUGCCCACUCCUCUGCGAGCCCAUGACAUUCUGCACCUGAUUGAGCUGGCUGCCCAGUACCGCCAUCAGGCCAGGCACCCUCUCAUUCUGCCCCAAGAGCUUCCCUGCAGUCUGGUCUGUCAGCGGCUCGUGGCCACCUUUACCAGUGUCCAGACGGUGUGGGUGUUGGUGGGUGCAGUGGGGGUGCCUCACUUGCCCAUCACUGCCUGUGGCUUUGCCCCCAUGGAGCAGAAGUGUGGCAUCAGGAUGGCCGUCUUGCGGUUGCUACAGGAAUGUCUGACUUUGCACCACUUGGCAGUGGAGACCAAGGGGUUGCUUGGACUACAGCACCUGGGCAAAGACCAUACAGAUGGCAUCUGCCUGAAUGUGCUGGUGACAGUAGCUUUUCGGAACCCAGGUAUCCAAAAUGAGCCACCAGAGGUUCGGGGUGAGAACUACUUUUGGUGGAAGGUGGUGGAGGAAGACCUACAAAGCCAGCUCUUACAGAGGCUUCAGGAAUCAUCUGUUGUCCCAGUCAACAGAUAGGAAGAUUCCAUCAGUGGACAAGGAGCUGCCAUCUGUGCUCCCUCCACUGUGGUUUCGCCUCCCUCUUAGGGAGGCAGGAGGUUGGCAAUCAGGGAUCCCAUUGUGUUGGGAGCAGGACAGUUCUGCUUCUCAGGGGGACUUUCAUCUCUCUUCACCAUGAAAUAGGUCCCUACAUUGCACCAGAAGGGACAGUGCCUUUAACCAAGCAAGGAGUCCAGAACUCAAGGACUCAGUUGCCCUGAGGCACAAUGAGGGCACUGCUCCCUAAGGGGUAUGAGAACUUUCUGAACCUGAGACAGCAUCUUCUCAUUUUCUGUGCCAGAUUCUCAGGCACUUAGAAUAUGGAGGGCAUACUGGGGAGGUCACUUCAAGGGAACAGGUCCCUUGCUGAGUAAAUACCCCCCCACACACCUUACUUAGCCUUCCCACCUAAAUGUCUGUGGGGAGGAAAUGAGCAGGAAGGGGCAGACUGCCCUCAGAAGAGAAGCUCUUCCCCUUGUCCCGCCGACAGCCACCCAGUCCUUCCCAGACAGCAAGCUGACACUGCAGGGGGCAGCCUGCUGGGUGCUGGGAGCUUGAGGCAGGCAGGCAUCCUGCUGUCCACCGCGGCCUAUCUUGGGUGCACUGAGAACCUCUUCAUCUUGCCUGCCAGGGUAGGAUGUGACCACUUGCCCUCCAAGUUUUGAGCAGUGAGAAUGCCAGGGAAACUUCAGGCAGGCGUGGAGUCAAGAGCUGCCCCCUGCCUGGGUUUCCUUCUUGUGCUGAUCCCUCCCCGGUCACUCUGCCGGGCCCCUGGCUCUUGCCUCUGCCUUUUUAUAACUCCAGCCCAAACCAAACCAAAAUCUUUUCCUCAUUUCCCCUUAGUCCAGCUGAAUCAUGGUAGGAAUUGUUUAAAGAACUUUACUAAAAUUUAAAGGAAAACCAAAAGAAAUGAACAAAGAAAAUAUAUUGUGUGCGCCUCACUA